UAAGAGGGAAGGAUGGGGGGAGUCCUAAAUUCGUGCUCGAGUUUGACAACAGAAAUCACUGUGUGUUGUUUGAUUGAACUUUGUCUCCGCAGCAGCUACUUAGUUUAUCGUAAAUUUAAAUUUCCAAUUACUUUUAACCGUAAAAAGCUAACUAAAGUUUUGCAGAAAAAGCAUUUAUUGGGUUUUCCGCUUUGGUUUGAUACGUUGACGCUCGGUUUUCGAUUCCACAAUUGAACUGUGACAGUUCACACUUUUCUCCCGUCAUAGAAUUUAUCUAUUUGUCAAUUGGAGUUGCUGUUCUGUUGGAUCACCUAAAAUGGAAAAUAUAAUUACUUUGGACUCAUCCGAAGGGGAAGAUGAUGACAUUAACGUCAUUCCUAUUGUUCCUUCUCCUCUACCGUUGUCUAGACCCAAGAUUCGGUGUUCAAAGCCCAGACAAGGCGUGGAAGUAAUUCAUUUAACGACGGUAGGACCUAAGAUUGAGCCGAAAGUGAAAGUAGAUAUGGGAUAUAAUAAGAUAAAUGGGAAUACGAAUGGGAUAACUUUACCAACUCGAAAAGUAGAAGAAAUUACACUCUCAUCGUCCUCGGAUGAAGAUGAGACGAAAAAUGAGUCUCGUGCUGAUAGUAGACAUCAGCCUGGACCGUCUACAUUAGCAGUAGCAGAAAGAUGCUCAAGUAAUAGACCCAAGAAUUUAAUGAAUGGAUCUGGGAAGGUCGAAAGUAAUGGUGAAGAAGAUACCAAAGAUGUUCUUCAUGAUGACGAUGUCUGCGAAGUUGUCAGCGACGUUGGGACGGAGUCUGUUUGUUCUGAUGCUGCAGAUAAUAUUAGAAAGUUAUUAAAAACUUUGCAUGGUACGUUGAAAGUCAGUGAAAGGAAGACACUCGAGAAUAAGAUAUGGAAAAAGUAUAAGAAACUUGAGAAAGAGCCAAAGGAGUUGCACGAUGAACUCGCUAAAUGCAUCGACCUUGUUAACGAUAAACUUGUAGAGAAUCCAGAAUUCAACAAAUGGAUGAUGCUGCAGCAGUUGUUUAUCAAAUUUAAUCCUGAAGUUCUUCGUAAAGGAGAACGUUUUGUCAUUUCUUUCACAUCCGAAGAACAAGCAACCUUGGAGGAAAAGAAACAAAGAAGGAAGCAACGUCUGGAGAGUAUGUUAAAGGAAAUUUCUAAGAUUGUGAAACGAUUAGACAGAGAAGAAGUCAAUUGGGACAGCGACGACGAGAACAACAGCGCAUUUAUGCAACGAGAACGAUUGUUUGCAAAAGCAAUGAAAAUUCAUAACUUGAUCUGCAAGAUUGAUAAGUGUUCGAGAAUGACUGGACGUCCUAUACAAAAGGCUAUCGAUUUAAAAUGUACAACAACGUAUCCAGAAGUUGAAGAAAGAGUAGCCCAAUUUGUUAAUAGGAAUGGCUAUUUUGAGUCUCCCGAGUUUUUCGAUAUUUUGGAAGUGGUCAAUGAUUGUAAUGUUGAAUCGCAGUUACACUUGUGUGAAUCCGACUGUCGACAAUUAGCCAAAUCUCUCCACGAAACAAUUAUUGACCGUCGUCAGCAGUUACGAGACUUGGAUGUUCCACUUGCCUUCCCUCCCGAGUGUGACGAGUUAGCUGACCCAGCGGAGACAGAUGCAGAAUUAGAAAAGAAGCUAAUGGAAAAUGCUAAAAUGGCAAGGACAAUAAAAUCGGUCGUCGAUGAAUUUGCGGAAAAGCAGAGAAAACAAGAUGCGGCUAAAUCUGGUGAUUCCGGCGGUGGGAUUCCGGCUCCCAAAACCCAUAAAAAUGAUGAUGACGACGACAACGACGACGAUCAAGAAGCUGAGGAAGAUGCUUCGGAUGAGGAAGAUCAAGAUGAAGAUGCCAGUGACCCUGAAAACAUACUGGAAGACGACUCAUGUUUUGUUACUUCGGUGGAAGACAAGGAAGAUGGCGAAAUUGAAGUUUGGAACGAGCCUUUAUUUGAAGUUGAAAGUGGGAUUGGAGAAGAGGUAGCCGACGGCGUCUCUAUUUCACCACCCGAUGUACAGUCACCAGUUGAUAAUCAAGAUGCUGACAUUUCGCCACCGACCAUUCAUGUUCCUGUUGAACCAGAAAUUAUAAUAAACAAUGACACAACGGCAAGCGAUAUUGUAAUCCAGAGUAGUUCCGACAGCUCACACACCGAAAACCAAGAUCCACCACCUGCCAAGAAACCUAAAGUUGACGAAUGACGACGCAUGGAUGGACCAAGUAUUGAAUGAUCAUUUAUUACAAUUUACACCAUUACACCCGUUCACGGAUCGCUUAAAUCUUAUAUGUAGUCCUUUUUGACUGACCAUUUUUUUUCUCUUGUUGAGUAUAAGUUUAUCAAUAUUGACUGAUGCAAAUUUUUGCUCGAGUUACGUUUGUAUCUACUCUGUUCCCCAUACACCAUAUAUUUUUUAAUCCUAUCGAAGCAGAGCGUUAUUAAAUUAAAGUACAAGCAGGGUGGUUUUAGGUGCUAAAAUAGGUGGAGUGUAUAUUAAUUUCAUUCGCACUAUAUGUGUGAGUGUGACUGACUGACCAAGAAUAUGUAUUUUUAAUGACAAACAAAUUGACAAAAUAAAUGCGUGUAUGUGUGUGUCUCAAAGUCUCGUGUCAUGAAUGUAAUGGAAAACCUUACGGCAGUCUAAAAACUCGAUAAAGUGUUCUCAAAUAAAUAUAUACUUAGCUUUUAAUGGUAAUUUUAAGAUUAGAUGAAUUAAUUAAUUUAAAUAUAGAACAAAAUUGUUAAAAUAAAAAGAGGACCAGUGAAUAAAUUUAUCACAAAUUCGA
Molecule: messenger RNA, 2786 nt
Organism: Folsomia candida
Lineage: Eukaryota; Metazoa; Arthropoda; Collembola; Entomobryomorpha; Isotomidae
Product: death domain-associated protein 6
Exons: 9
Coding region: 317-2203 (628 amino acids)
Molecular function (GO): histone binding
Source: RefSeq, a predicted model, not a curated record